CCUGCGCGUUACAUCGCAACUCCUUCACGUGCCGUCGCGAUCAUCCUCAUUUUUAACAGGCUCGUAUCAUUUUUCCAGGAGCUCCGACUCCUGCGACAUUAGACUUAAAAUUCCAUUAGUAGCCUUGCGUCGCCAUCUCAGGUCAGGUCGGCGAUGAUCACCCGCGAGGAACUCGCUCAAAGGAUCUCCGAGGUCUCCGAAAGCUGCCUGUCGGUUCUCUCGCCGACGACCGUGCAGCAGGACAAGAUACUGAAUAAGAUCACAAGGAUCGUCCGGGACGCGACGAAGGAGCAAUUGCUGUCGUAUAAUCCGCGCGCUCUCGUCAUGUGCAUGCUGAAGAUCAUGCUGCGCUAUGAGGAUCUACUGCGCGAGGACCGGCUGUGCAAGUGGAAGCGCCGGCGGCGAUUCCGGCUAGCGCGGGACUGCUACCAUGACCUCCUGAGGAUCUACCUGCCGGAGAGGUCGCGGGAUGUCGUGGAGGCGGUCGUAGAGACCGUCUAUCGGGACCGGCUCUGGGAGUUCGAGACCUUCUGCCACGAGGUGAUAUGCAGCCUGCUGGACAUCAGCGCGGCCAACGGUGGUCUGAUCACCCACGCGAUCUGGGACAAGCUGCUGGAGACGUCGAAGGAGGAGGAUACAUUCGGCGUCGAAGACGCUCGAGGUGUCAUCCGGGUGCUGCAGGAGCUGUUGGAUGUGCACGAGUGGCCCGCGACGGAAGACACCUUGGCGACCGUGGAUAGAAUUCUCGAGCUCUUCUACACCAGCAUAGUAAAUUCUCGGUCUGUGACGACCACCUCCAGGGAAGAGUUCACCUCGUCGGCACCGUUUCUCGCGAGCCUCAAGAAGAGCCUAGAGGUAUGCUUGCGGAACACGAUCAAGCACUUGCCGAACGAACAUCUGCUGUUGCUCGUGCAGCGCAUGUGCUCGUGGACGGUGGCUGCCGCCUCGGCUGCGAACGACGAGAUUGUCUUGGAGUUCGGCAGCACCCUGGAGUAUGCCGCUUACAUGCACCGGACGGGCCUCUAUGAGCACACCCUCACACCGGCGAUCUUCCCACUGUUGAUGCAAAUGGUGGGUUCAGCUAGUCGGCUGACUAGUCUGCUGGGCAACCGGGUGCUGCAGUACUUAUUGGAUCGCAGGGACAACCGGGUGCUCUUCGACACGCCCAGGCUCUUCUUCGAACACACGCACGUUGACCUGCGUAUCGCGGUAUGCCGCAAAGAGGACCGAGUGUUUCUCAAGCUGCACCGCGAGUCACUGCACGACAGUCUGCUGAGGAGUCUGCUGAUCCACUCAGAGUCGCGGAUGAACCUCGAGACGACCUAUUGCACGGUGUGCCUCAUCGCCGUCGAGAUCCCCUGCGGCUUCACCGCCGCCACCUUGGUCUGCCUCGCCAUGAACCUGCAGGAGAUCACCCUGCAGCAACAGAAGAGCAGCACGAACAUCCCGACCUUCCACAUACACGCCACGAUCAUUUCCGUGAUGUCUCUGUUGUGUUGGAUACACCAGGCCAAGGUGUUCUACAGCUACGUGAACAGGAUCAUGAUGGAGCGGGCGAAGUGGGCGCCGCAUUUAAACCCGCCCGUCCAGUCUCAGUACAGCUUCGCGGUGCACCACGUACUCUGGAAGAAGCCGGAACUGUUCUUCGUCGACUGGCAAACGCGCUACGGCCUCUGGAAGUGCUUCCGUCUCGGCGACAAAGCCUCGUUAAUCGAUGAAUUGUAGGUCCUUCAAUUGUUCACCGGAAUUCAGAGGUCUGCAACCUUGAGGACUCGUAGGAGCAGGCUCUCGCAAAUAAAGCCCACGAAAAACAGGAUUUAGAGACAGAGGAAGUCUAGGAAGCAGGACUAAGUAUUUAUUUGUGGAAAAGUACAUGGAAUCAAGAAGUUAGGCUACUUAAUUUAUCUAAAAAUUCCUAAUCUAAAUCUAAGGAUUUGAGAAGUCAGCGAUUGUAUUCGGUACUUAAUAGAUUAUUGUGCAGAAAAAAUUAGCUAGAACUUUUUAUAUUCUUUAUAUGUACGUAUUUUUUCUGUCGCUUUAUUAUUGUAGUAAAAAAUUAUAUUCUGCAAUUUUUUAUUAUUACUAUUACUAUUAAAUCAGGAAAAAGAGGAAAUGGACCAGUAUGG
Molecule: messenger RNA, 2126 nt
Organism: Dinoponera quadriceps
Lineage: Eukaryota; Metazoa; Arthropoda; Insecta; Hymenoptera; Formicidae
Product: protein EFR3 homolog B-like
Exons: 1
Coding region: 154-1725 (523 amino acids)
Biological process (GO): protein localization to plasma membrane
Cellular component (GO): plasma membrane
Source: RefSeq, a predicted model, not a curated record